Messenger RNA from Cylicocyclus nassatus, 695 nucleotides. The record is from the annotation of a GenBank genome assembly. Lineage: Eukaryota; Metazoa; Nematoda; Chromadorea; Rhabditida; Strongylidae.
AUGUUCCCGAAAGGAGGAGGACAACCUCACUGGGGAACAGUGUCUUACGACAGUCGCCUCCAGAGCGAAGGAACUUUUAUCCAAAACGGACGAGUAAUGAAUUUAACACAACCCUCUAUGCGCCAAGAGAGAAUACGACUCCUUCAGUAUGUGGGAACUCCAGAAAGUAAUAAUUUCAAAUUUGUGUGGGUGCUCGCUAGAAAUCUCGAUGUGUCGACCGCAAUUUCUAUCCGAGAACGAGGAAAUCUAUGCAGUCCUCGUAUGGCUCCAGCAGUGUUUCAAGACGAAGGCUACGAGUUUUUGGGAGAGGCGGAUAUUGAAAGUCGCACAAUGCAAUACGUGUAUCAAGGACAUCCUCACGUAGUAGAUAAGAGUCAAUUCCUGUCCAAUGUCUAUGUGCUCAUCAAGCAACGAUGUAGCUGUUCGUGUGCAGGUGGCAAUAUACAAAGCUAACGAAGUCCUCUUCAAUACAGAAUAGGCGUUUUUAGAAGGUACAGUUGACAAUACUGAUAUGCCCCUCCUAGAAUCAGUCUCACCUUAUUAUUACACCAACCCUAUUGUACUUUACAGUAGCAUUAUGUGUUUCACCAAAGUACCAAAGUUCUUGUACACCUACCAUUUAUGACGGGUUCUUCAAAUUUUUGCUAAUCCUGUGGUAGGCAGGGCGUAGACGCGGCUUUUUUCCGCAAAUCAUA